Messenger RNA from Dendronephthya gigantea, 2604 nucleotides. Its product is annotated as ATP-dependent DNA helicase Q1-like. Gene Ontology annotation, cellular component: cytoplasm; chromosome. Gene Ontology annotation, biological process: double-strand break repair via homologous recombination. The transcript is spliced from 9 exons. The record is from RefSeq and is a predicted model, not a curated record. The coding region runs from base 13 to 2019 and encodes 668 amino acids. Gene Ontology annotation, molecular function: nucleic acid binding; ATP binding; four-way junction helicase activity. NCBI's taxonomy places the organism in Eukaryota, Metazoa, Cnidaria, Anthozoa, Malacalcyonacea, Nephtheidae.
AAAACUAUAAAUAUGGAGGGAGCAUCAGGAGUUUGUUCAGAAAUCUCAAAAAUUGACAAUGAACUUGAACAAAUAGAGCUCCAAAUUGAAGUGUUAUUAAAAAUACAAGAAGAAUUGAAUAGCAGAAAGGAACACUUAGAGAUGCAACUAAAUGAGAACGAGGUAUUUUUGGAAUCCAAAAGGAAGGACUGGUCGCUAAGGAAUUUUGAAUGGUCUGAGCAACUUGAGGAUUUGAGGGAGAAAGUUUUUCAUAUUGACGAAUUUCGGCCAUUGCAGAUUGAAUGUAUGAAUGUUACCAUGUCAGGUUUGGACUGUAUUCUGAUCAUGCCAACUGGUGGAGGUAAAAGCCUUACAUUCCAACUCCCAGCUUUGUUAUCCCCUGGGUUUACACUGGUAAUAUCACCUCUGGUAUCCCUGAUGGAAGAUCAACUCAUGUCACUACGGGAAUAUAAUAUUGAAGCUAGCUUAUUGAAUGCUAGUAGUUCCAGAGAACAUAUUAAUUAUGUGCACAGUAACAUGAUAAAAAAAGAUUCAGGAUUAAAGAUAUUGUAUGUUACACCUGAGAAGAUUGCGAAGAGUAAACGGUUUAUGGCAAAACUUGAAAAAAGUUACACAGCUGGCUGCCUGUCACGUAUUGUGAUAGACGAGGUCCACUGCAUCAGCCAAUGGGGACAUGACUUUAGACCCGACUAUAAAAUUCUCGGAAUUCUAAAAAGACAAUUUCCAAAUUGUGCAAUACUCGGACUUACUGCUACGGCAACAUCACGUGUCAUUGAAGAUGUUAAGAAUAAUCUAAAUUUAACAUCGGACUGUGUUAUACUCAAAGCUUCUUUCAAUCGCCCUAAUCUUUAUUACGAGGUUAGAAUGAAGCCGUCGUCGCCAGUGAAUAUAUUGAACGAAAUUGCGUCAGUGAUUAAGGCACAGUUUUUGGGAGAGUCAGGGAUAGUUUAUUGUCUCUCAAGGAAAGAUUCCUUUGACGUCGCUUUGGGACUCCGCAAACGCGAAGUUAGCGCGAAAUGUUAUCAUGCAGAUUUAACACCUGAAGCUCGCACGAAAGUGCACAAUUCCUGGACAAAAGGAAAUUUAAAGGUGAUCGUGGCCACUACUGCAUUUGGCAUGGGGAUAAAUAAGGCGAAUGUACGCUACGUCAUCCAUCAUACUAUGAGUCAAUCUCUGGAGAAUUACUAUCAAGAAAGUGGUCGCGCUGGCAGAGAUGGGAAAAGAGCUCAGUGUAUAUUAUAUUAUAAUCCAACUGAUUCCAGUCGGCUGAGUUGCAUGGUUUUUACGGAGCAAACGGGGUUACCGAAUCUUUACAAGAUGUUAUCAUAUAGUCAAGACUUGCAAUCAUGUCGUCGUUCGUUGAUUGGUCAACAUUUUGGCGAGGAAUGGAAAAAUGAAGAGUGUAAAGGAAUGUGUGAUAACUGCCAGAGACGGGAAAAAGGGGAAGAUAACAGUAUCGCUUUAAGAAAGGAUUUGACGAAAGAGGCGCAAAAUGUUUUAAAGAUCGUAAAACGCGGCCUAGAAAUUGAUGAACGAGUUACGAUGAAUAAGUUAUUCCAAGCCUGGAAUGGCAAAGGAAAUAAGAAAUUGCGAUUGAAAGAUGUAUCUAUACCUUCUCUAACCGCUGUGGAUUGUCUGCGGUUCCUCAUUCACCUAAUACUUGAGUGUAUUCUACGUGAAGAUUUCCAUUUUACCCCCUUCUCAAAGAUACCGCAUCUUGUGCCUGGACUGCGCGCGAGGGAACUUUCGGCGGGAAAUGUAUCAGUAUCAAUGUUGCUAUCGAGUCAAACGUCAAUCCAGAAACUUCAAAAAAAAGCGUCGAAGAAACGAGACAGAGCCAAGUCAGGCAAAGAUGAUAUAAACUGUGGCACUAAAAUAGAAGCCAAGAAAGCUAAAGUUGAAGUGGACAUUACUGACAGUGAUAGCUUGAAGCCAUCAUCGUCACAACCGAAUAAGAAAUUGAAUACUCACUUGCCUUCUUCAAGAUCUAAUAACCCUGUUGUGAUUAAUAUUGAUUAACUGGAUUACGAGUAUUUGUUUCUUUGAAUGUCUCCAGAUCAGUGUGAGAUCAGAGUGUUUCGUGUAUGAAGUCUGUUCUCAAAAUAAUUUCUUCAGUCUUCAGAUUUUGGAUGUAAAAAAAUAAAAUAGCAUUGCCACGUGUGUGACCAGAGAAUCACCCAAUGCAUGGUUCUCAUAACUCUAACAUUGUUCCCUUUUUUUACAUUUCUGGGAAAGGACUUCAUCUUUCUUAGAAAAAUGGCUUUUAAAAUUCUAUAUGAUAAACUGUGUAAAAGUCCAUUUUACGCUUCGUUAAAUCUCGGUAACCGGGCUCGUACGAACAGCCCCUAAGUAAGACUUUAGCUCAUCACUGCGGAUUCAGCUUGACUGUUAAAUGCAUGUAAAUAGUUUUUGCGUUAAUUUUAACAAUUGCGCGAUGACAUUUCUAGACAAACAGUGACACGUUUCCUGGGCGUAACUUCAAUGGCCGUCUUGAAAAUUCAAACGUUACUGACAUAAAUGACCAAAGUAGAAUUCGGAAAAUGUCCGAGAGGUGUUUGCUUUUUAACAGAACGUUAAAGCCCUGCACAGACUAAAAAGUUUUCC